Oncorhynchus keta (chum salmon) is the source of this 2776-nucleotide messenger RNA. Its product is annotated as ammonium transporter Rh type B-like. Bases 212 to 1597 code for a protein of 461 amino acids. Gene Ontology annotation, molecular function: ammonium channel activity. Lineage: Eukaryota; Metazoa; Chordata; Actinopteri; Salmoniformes; Salmonidae. Gene Ontology annotation, cellular component: plasma membrane. The transcript has 10 exons. Gene Ontology annotation, biological process: ammonium homeostasis; ammonium transmembrane transport. The record is from RefSeq and is a predicted model, not a curated record.
CGCACUAAUUAAGUCAGACCAACUCAUGUGUCAGCUUGAGUCCUCACUCCCUGCACUCCCACUCUCACAUCGCAUCACUGCAGCCACCAGUGCUUGUGAGUGUUAGUGUAUGUUGCUGUGUUCCCCGCUCUGGAGCUGAGUUGAACUUUUAACCAUUCACCCCUAAGGCCAUAGUGCAGAGCCAGGAGAACACCCAGGUAACCCCACAGCCAUGAUGAAUUCGGCAACUAACUUGCGGCUGAAGCUGCCCAUGGCCUGCAUCAUCCUGGAGGUGAUCAUCAUCAUCCUCUUCGGCACUCUGGUGCAGUACGACGAUGAGACAGACGCCAAGCUCUGGCACAAGGAAAUCGCCAAUGGCUCUUCCAACUACGACAACGACUUUUACUACCGCUACCCCAGCUUUCAGGAUGUGCACGUGAUGAUCUUCAUUGGCUUUGGUUUCCUCAUGACGUUCCUGCAACGUUAUGGAUUUAGCAGUGUGGGCUUCAACUUCCUCAUUGCGGCCUUCGCUCUGCAGUGGGCAACUCUCAUGCAGGGCUUCGUCCACGGCAUGCAUGGGGGCAAGAUCCACGUCGGAAUAGAGAGUAUGAUCAACGCUGACUUCUGCACAGGCUCAGUGCUCAUCUCGUUUGGGGCGGUCCUGGGGAAGACCAGUCCAGUCCAGCUGCUGGUCAUGUCUGUGAUUGAAGUCACCCUGUUCGCAGUCAAUGAAUUCAUUGUGCUUACUGUUCUGGGGGCCAAGGAUGCUGGUGGCUCCAUGACCAUCCACACCUUUGGAGCUUACUUUGGCCUGAUGGUGGCUCGUGUUCUCUACCGCCCCAACCUGGACAAGAGCAAACACAAGAACUGCUCUGUCUACCACUCUGACCUCUUCGCCAUGAUUGGCACCAUCUACCUGUGGAUGUUCUGGCCAAGCUUCAACUCUGCUGUGACGGCCCACGGAGACGACCAGCACCGCACGGCUAUGAACACCUACUAUUCCCUGGCUGCCUGCACCCUGGCCACCUACGGCCUGUCUGCCGUUGUGGCUCAUGAUGGCAAGCUCGAUAUGGUGCACAUCCAGAACGCUGCCCUUGCCGGGGGGGUUGCUGUGGGAACUGCUGGUGAAAUGAUGCUCACUCCUUUUGGCUCCAUGAUUGUGGGCUUCCUGGCUGGAACCAUCUCUGUGCUGGGCUUCAAGUUCCUCUCGCCUAUCCUGGAACAAAAGCUGAAGAUACAGGACACAUGUGGCGUCCACAACCUGCACGGCAUGCCUGGAGUCCUGGGAGCCAUCGUUGGAGCAGUUACUGCUGCUCUGGCAACCAAGGACGUCUAUGGAGAUGGGAUGGCUGAUGUGUUCCCUGACAUCCAGUCUGGUGAAGUGGAGGCCUCGUUCCAGGGCAUACGACAGGCCAUCUCCCUGGCUGUCACCCUCUGCAUUGCCCUCCUGGGCGGUCUUAUCACCGGUUUUAUUCUGAAGCUGCCAAUCUAUGGUGCUCCUCCUGACACCAUCUGUUUUGAGGAUGGCAUCUACUGGGAGCUGCCUGGUGAGGAGGGCUCACAUGAGGAGUUGACCACUGUCAGGACACCGGACGAGGCAGAAAAGCUCAACGCAUAAACACACACACACGCACGCACGGACACACACACACACACACACACACACACACACACACACACACACACACACACACACACACACACACACACACACACACACACACACACACACACACACACACACACUCACUUGAGAUCCACACAUAGUAGAUUGUACAACCAGGAUGUGGCAGCACAUGGUGCUUGUGUAUGUCUGCCAUUUUUCAAUGUGCCAAUGACCAUAUCUGAUUCACUAAUAUGGUGGUAGUGUGUGUUCAAAUACUCCAGACCAUCAGCAGAAGUGCGUUUCACUCUCAGAAGAAAACAAUCUCAAGGUAACCCAUAAUGUGUUUACACCAGACAGAAGCAUGCUAUCCUCCAAGCAGCAUGGGCCAUGGACAGUCCAUUGCAAUAUACCUCCUACCAGCUGCCUUAUGUUAUGUUCCUAGAUGAUCCUAUGAAGCUACAGUAUAUGACAGAGCUGUAGACUUGAAUCAUGGUCUGAGAAUUUGGAUAGGACUCGUGAAACCUGUUUGAUGAUGCAAAAACAAUGGAUUAAGCUCAUUUUAAUUUAGUGUUUUUAAGAUUUUGGGGGGCUUCUCCGCUCUUCUAAGAGAUGUUACAUGCACCAAUGUUCAGGGAAUUACACGUUGAACCAUUUUUAAACAUCCGAUUGACUAAGGGAAAGGCAAAUUCGCAGUAGGCCUCUGUGUUGUAAAUUCUACAUUAAAACCAAAGAAAAUUGUACCUGUUAUUAAUGUAGAUCGCUGAUGUUUUCAUGAAUAGACAAUCACUUUUAUAGAUGCAAGUCCAUCAUUAAAAAUGUUAAGUAUUCCAGACUAAAACUAUGCGUAGAUAGUUGAGUUUUGACGAUUGAAUAUUCAUUCUGGGUCAGGAUUCUCCUUUUCUUCUAUUUCUAUACUAUGCAAUGUAUUGGGUAGAGUUAGAGUUGCUAUUGUACAAUUAUGUACAGUUGUGUAUUGUACAUAAAUGUUUAGACAACAUAAAAUGUGAUAUAAUUUAAACGACUAGCUUUCACCACUACAGACAAACCACUGAAUCAAACGGAUUAUCUGCUACAGGGGACGAAAUGGUGCCGACUUUGUUACACUGGAGAAAAUGUAAUUGCUGUGAAUUUAAAUGAUAAUUGAAUAAUACUUGUAACGCAUUUUGGGAGAAAUAAAUCUUUCAAAUGUGA